GGUGUUCUGGUGCUGUCCGCGGUGCUGGCCGAGCAGGAGGGGGAGAACCUGUCCGGGCUUUCCACCAACCCGGACAAAGCCAUCUUCGCGGUCCGGGAGAACGCCACGACAUGCCUCAUGGUGGAGUUCGCCGCCAAAUUCCUCGUGCCAUACGACGUGCUCGCGCUCAACGGAAUAGACGUAAGGAAUUCCCCACUUCCCCACACAAAGCGAGCUGCGUAAACUGGCUGAAACCGCGCGUAAAAGCGGCUGGCGCACUGAUCACAUAGUUUAAGACGAAAAUAAAUUAGUUCCUCACUUAAAUUAAUUUAAAUCUUACUAAGAGUUGUCUUUUAUUUUUGAAUAAUUUCACAUUGUAGCUAAAACGAAUCCGGGGUUGUGAUUUCCAGCUGUGCGUAAAACGCUCACCUUA
Molecule: messenger RNA, 412 nt
Organism: Austrofundulus limnaeus
Lineage: Eukaryota; Metazoa; Chordata; Actinopteri; Cyprinodontiformes; Rivulidae
Product: lysosome-associated membrane glycoprotein 5
Source: RefSeq, a predicted model, not a curated record